GAGCGAAGAGAGAGUUGGUGUAGAGAGAGAAGAGGAGGGGACCCAGGACGGAACCCUGAGGAUCUCCAGUAGUAAGAGGACAAGGUUCCCACACAGAUCCUCGCAGGUUACCCGAUAGGUGCGGCCGUCGAGGUAGGACGAGAGAAGGGAGAGAGCAGAGCCUGAGGCACCAAGUUCCUGAAGGGAGGAGAUAAGGAUCUGGUGGUUUACUGUGUCAAAUCCAGCAGAGAGAGUUGGUGUAGAGAGAGAAGAGGAGGGGACCCAGGACGGAACCCUGAGGAACUCAGAGAGACUGAUAAUCGGAGGUCAAUCUUUCCUUGACCUCCGUGACGUUUUCCACAGAGGUCAAGGAAAAAUGGUUAGGAAUAGACGUGAUGAGGUGUUUUUUCGACAAUUCGAAUCCAGACUACUUCUGGGUAAUUUAAUUCGGUUAGGACCCUUCCUAAGCAAAACGACUACUCCAAUCCAGCCAGGGAGGAACCGUCAGAAGGAAACACUCCCAUGUUGAUGUGUCGCUCUAAGCCAGGGGUUUCACACCCGGGCAGAUACUGCCCACUUCGAUCGAAUGCGGGUCAUCAGGCAGGCCGCGCCGGCUUCGGCAGCGGGCCGCACAGGACGCCACGGCGGAGCGGAUUUGACAUAUGUACUCUAAGCGGCCUGACUUCCUGUGUGACCUCUGGCUCCCUCUGAAGCACAUCUGGUACUCGUGGCUCAGAGAUAUCAGCUGUGAUACAGAAACAAUUCUUAACGGAAUGAUUUCUCUUUUCUAAUAACAUGUGAGUCGCUAUUAAUGUAUUAAUCUUAUUUCCAGUCCCUGCCAUAGCUAGAGCUCUACUGUUGCCAGGUAACAGUGUGAGAAUGUGUGUCCUUUGUGAUGUCAGCAACAAAGUGACUACAUGAAUGAAGGAGAAGGAGGUAGUGAAUGAGAGGAGGAAAAAGAAAAUGGAGCACAUGAAGGAAAUAUGAGGUGGGGGGAGGAAAUGAAGGAGAGAGGAGAGAAGUAAAUAUGAAGGAAGCAAGGAGGUGAUGAAGGAGACGAAAAAGGUCCUGAAGACGAGGCUCAGAGGAGGAAGAGCUCUUGAGUGUGAGGACCAACGCUGCAGAGAGGAUGAAGAGUGUCCGGUGCUGACGUACCAGAAGAAGUCCGAGGAUGACGAGCGCCGCCCCGCCCAGGAAGCCGUAUCGGAAGGCUCCGCCCCAGCACCGCGAGCAGCGCCGCACCACGCCCGUAGCUCCACCUGCGCCGCACCCCGACAUCAAUCAGGUAAACCAACCCCCCCUAAACACACCUCCAUUCCUGCCACUGCGCCUCGCCCGCCUCCCCCCCGCCAGCUCGCCGCUCUCGGACAGCGAGCUUGAUGUCUCCAGUCUUUCCAGUGUAGAGCUCUGCAUCACGCCUCCACCGCCUUUCAGCCGGAGCCGGGCUAGAACCGCGGCGGUGGGCGUUGCCACGAGUCCUCGCCACAGUGAAGGCUCCCCGGCGCAGCAGAGGCCUGCCCACCUGCCUCACCAGACCACCACGCCUCCCAAGGGGAUCUUGAAGCCGCCGGGUUUGGCUCACGCCUAUGACUUCAUCAGAAAGUCACGGUCCGAGGAGCUGCUGGAUGACAGCAGGAGUCGUGACGGUACCGCCCUCAAGCCGCCCACUUGCUCUCUGGACCGGUGGGAUCAGCAGGCACCCGCCUUGCGGCGCUCCUCGGACCCCCCCCCACGCGGGACCGACUGGAACUGGAAGACACAGGUUCUGCAGGACAAGGUCCGCUUCUCCAACUUCCUGGACGAGAUCACCUGUAGCGUCCUGAGUCCUGCCCACCUGACGCUGCUCGGGAGGACGUCCUACAGCGAGCGAGGAAACCUUCCCGCCCAGCGCCACGGAAGCCCAGCCCACAGAAAGCAGUGUGCGGAGGGACCGCCCACCGACCGGACCCGGCGCUGGAACGACUGGGUGGCAGCAAUGCAGCAGCCCGGGAGGCAAGGGAGAGUCACAGAGGGGGCGGGGCAUAAAGAGGAGGCGUGGAGGGUGAAUAGAGGAGCAAAGAUAUUGGUUCAAGAGACUGGGGAGCCACAAAGGCAAAAACACAGACCUCCUGCAUCUAAUCGGUGUCUUCUGUCCCACGCCAAGGAGACAUUCUCAGACUCUGAGCGGAUCAGAAUCCUCCAGCAGCAGAAUGAGGAUCUACAACGUUGCCUCUCUCUCUCCACCCACAAGAUGGAGGCCAUGGAGGCGGAAUUUGACAGCAGCCGUCACUACAUGGAGGCGGAGCUGAGCCGGACCAGAGACGACCUGGACAAGAUGAGGGACAAGUUCCGCAGACUCCAGAACAGUUACACAGCGUCUCAAAGAACCAAUCAGGAUCUGGAAGAGAAGCUUCAUUCUCUGGCGGCUGUCAGUCAAACUUGGGUUCAUGCACUACGGAAGGUGGAGAGGGACAAAAAGACGAUGGACCAGGAGAUCGUGGAGUUAACAAACAAACUGCUGGACGCCAAGAACUCGAUUGACCGCCUCGAGGAGCUCAAUGAGCGGUACAGGCAGGACUGUAAUCUUGCUGUCCAGCUGCUCAAAUGCAACAAGUCACAUUUUAGGAACCACAAGUUUGCUGAUCUCCCCUCUGAGCUUCAGGACAUGCUCAACAAACACAUGACCAGCCUACCUGAGCGAGGCUCCGCCCCCGGCGCCCUGGACCCGGACACGCUAAGUCUGACCCCGGCUGACGUGGUGCCGACCUCGGUCAUCGCCCGCGUGCUGGAGAAGCCGGAGCCGCUGGUCCUGAACUCGGCCCAGUCCUCCAGCGCCAGCCGGCCCGCCUCCGAGGACGUGUUCGUGCACGUGGACAUGACGGGCCCCCCCCCAGAGUGCCAAGAGGCGGCUCAGCAGAAUGGCUCUUGUCGCAGUCAGGACAGCCUGGACGGGCAGUCGGGCGGCGAGGAGGGGGGCGUGGCCACAUCCUUUGACAAGCUGAACCCCUAUCCGGCGCCGCCACACCCCCACCCGCUGUACGCGGGUCGCAAGGUCAUCGAGUUCUCCUCGGAUGACAAGGUGAAGCUCCCCAAGAAUUCGCCGCUGCCCAACUGCACAUACGCCACACGGCAGGCCAUCUCGCUGAGCCUGGUGCAGAGUGAUGACGAGCGCACGACCCCCGCAAGCCCCGCCCCCUCGGGGGGGGGGUUCCUCCACCGCACGCCGCUGUCGCAGCGGGACAUCGGCAGUGAGCCACAGUCAGGCCAGUCCAGCCCCUUCAGCAGCCCGCCACAGGCGCUCAGCGUGCUGGCGAGCUCCGGCAGCUCGGAAGAAGACCUGCUGGCCAACUGGCAGCGGAUGUUUGUGGAGAAGGUGGCACCGGCCAGCGACUUGGCGCUUCACCGCACCUCCUUCAGCAGCCAUACGGCACAGGAGCUGCAAAGGAGGAGGCCGGCCGCAGGGGGCGGAGCCUCCUCCGAGCGCAACCGGGCGGCCUACUCGGACGGGGAGGAGGGCUCAUCGGCGCGGAGCUGGACGCCGAGCCGCGGUUCCAGCCCUUGACACCGACACCGACAUGGAGGCCUCGGCCCCGGCAGAAGGGGGGGGGCGCGCUUCGGGGACGGAGGCCCUCCCCGGAGGAGGGCG
Molecule: messenger RNA, 3604 nt
Organism: Gasterosteus aculeatus aculeatus (three-spined stickleback)
Lineage: Eukaryota; Metazoa; Chordata; Actinopteri; Perciformes; Gasterosteidae
Source: RefSeq, a predicted model, not a curated record